This is a messenger RNA of Culicoides brevitarsis, 2166 nucleotides long. RefSeq names its product interferon regulatory factor 2-binding protein 2 (gene Pits). Gene Ontology annotation, biological process: regulation of transcription by RNA polymerase II. Gene Ontology annotation, molecular function: transcription corepressor activity. The record is from RefSeq and is a predicted model, not a curated record. Gene Ontology annotation, cellular component: nucleus. The transcript has 4 exons. The coding region runs from base 504 to 1685 and encodes 393 amino acids. NCBI's taxonomy places the organism in Eukaryota, Metazoa, Arthropoda, Insecta, Diptera, Ceratopogonidae.
GUUUACCAAAACUGAAGAAAAAAAAUAAAAAUAGUUUUUGAGCACCAAGUGCUUGAUAUAAAAUACAGAAAAAUCGCGAUAUUUAUUUGCUAGAUGUGAAAUAAAGUUUUGAUAUUCCAGUUCCGAAGUAUAAAUUCGUAUAUGCACAGAAAUUUGUCGAAAAAAACUGGACGCGCAUCGCCAUUAUUAAUUAGAGAGAAAGCGUUGUUAAAAUUUCAAUUGUUGUGUAUUAUUUGUGUUUAUUCUUAAUUUAGAGAGCAAAUCAGUUGAUAAGUUACAUAAUGAACCAGCAUAAAUUAUUCAAAUUCGAAUAGAAGCAUUGAUUGCACGUUUGGUCUCAAGUAACCUUACCUCUUCUCAUUAUAUUCAAUCAUUCACACAAAACGUGUGUAGAAAGAAAAAUUGAUAUAAUGUAACUUGUAUAAACAUUAAUGUGAAAUAUUUACAAAAAAAAAUCAUUUAUUUAUAAAAUUUAUACCACAAACAUUUUAUGGAUAAAAAAAAUGUCUGAAAAGAUAAUGCGUUUAAAUUGUUACUUGUGCGAUUUGCCGCGAAUGCCCUGGGCGAUGAUACACGAAUUCUCCGAGCCAGUGUGUCGAGGUUGUGUAAAUUACGAGGGUGCGGAUAGGAUUGAGUCGGUGCUAGGCAGAACACGGCAAAUGAAAUGCUUGCAUUUGGGAAGUGCCACCAAAAGGAGUCAUGAAAACGGAGAUGUAGCACAAAGAAACAUCGCACAAACUCAUCACCACUACUCUCUUCAAAGACAACCACCGAUACAGGGAAGCUCACAUCACAUUCCGCAUUCAGCGCGCAGUAAUCCACCUACAUUACCAAAUUUAAAACGACCGGCUCCUGAAGACGAAACUGAAAUACCUCAAAUUACAACAAAAAGGGAGUCCGAUGAGCCUGUUCCUUCUGCUAGGCCUCCUCUUACACGAGGAGAAUCUUUGCCUACUGCUCCCUUUGUCCAAGAACGUACCAAUUUCAAAGAAAAACACCGCGUACGUGCGCCAUCGUUUGAUACAGCAACAUUCAAACCAGGAGUAUAUCCUCCGAAUGUACCAUUGCUACAAGUCUCUAUUGGUGCGGAAACACCACCUACGGCACCAGCUGUUCCGUUACAAAGUCCCAUGGCUAAUUUAAUGUCAAUCACCGAAACUUUGCCGUCUGGAAGUCCUAGGAAUGGCACGAGUCCUCCAUGUCCGCCACCACCGAGAUCCGCAUCAAGAAGUAGCCAACAUUCGCCAAAUAGCUCUGGAUCAUCAAAUGGUCGAAGAUCAUCCGGGUCACGUCACGUUUCUUCUACGACAUCAACUGAGGCACAAUCGAACGCGCUUAUUAAUCCAGUGAGCGCUAGUCCCGUCGCAAAUCAAGAUGGGACUGUACCAACAGUUGCACCAAAUGCAAGUGGAAGUUCAAACUCCAUGCUAAAAUGUACUUUGUGUCAGGAAAGACUGGAAGACACGCAUUUUGUUCAGUGUCCGUCAGUGAAUCAUCACAAAUUUUGCUUUCCUUGUAGUCGUGAAAGUAUAAAACGACAGGGAUCUGGUGCUGAGGUGUAUUGCCCAAGUGGAGAAAAGUGUCCACUGGCCAACUCAACCAUACCAUGGGCUUUUAUGCAGAAUGAAAUAUUAACUAUUUUGGGCGAAAAUGAAUUGAAAGUAAAGAAAGAAAGUGAAGCAUAAGAAAUAAGGUACUUGUCUAAUCAUUAAGUAUGAAUACAGUUGUUAAAAUAUUAUUAAAUAAUUAAAUAUCAUUGAAUGAUUAAUAAAAUCAAUUAAUACAUAAAUAAAUAUGUAGUCUUGCAUGACCGAAAAGGCAAUCUAUAGCUUUGCUUUUAAAAGAUAAUCAUAGUAAUCAUAAAAUUAUAUAAUAAUAAUGAAUUAAGUGGAUGUACAAUGUACUUAUCUCAUUUCGUAGGCCGAUUUGUUAAAAAAUAUUUUUUCAAGAAUAUUUCAAAAUGCAUAUGGAAACUAAAGGAAUAUAUGUUUUUCUCGAUAAUUUGGCCAGUAGAGAAAUUAUAAUAAAUAUAUUAACAUCUAAAUUUGAAAUUUAUUAUAUAUUAUCACAUAAAAACACACAAUAUUGUUAGUGAGUAAAUAAUAUUACUAUUUAUAAACAUGUAUGUAUGAAAUUAUCAACUGGAAUAAUUUUAUUAGAGUGUUU